Plasmodium adleri (nom. inval.) is the source of this 2637-nucleotide messenger RNA. Its product is annotated as poly(A)-specific ribonuclease PARN, putative. Gene Ontology annotation, molecular function: 3'-5'-RNA exonuclease activity; RNA binding. NCBI's taxonomy places the organism in Eukaryota, Apicomplexa, Aconoidasida, Haemosporida, Plasmodiidae. The transcript has a single exon. Gene Ontology annotation, cellular component: cytoplasm. The record is from RefSeq and is a predicted model, not a curated record. The coding region runs from base 1 to 2637 and encodes 878 amino acids.
AUGUCAAGCGUUUUUAAUUAUUUUUUUAAAAAUUUUGUUUUAAAAGAAAAGAGGAAUUUGUUUUUUUUUAAAUAUAAUAUAUUAGAAAGGGGUUACUCUAAGAUAACAAGUGUUAACUUAAAUAACUGGAAUAAUAUACACAAAGAAAUAAUUAACAAGAUUAAUAACAGUGAUUUUGUUUCUAUAGAUGUAGAAUAUACAGGUUUACAUUUAAAAGAUGAAAGAUAUAUUUCACUAGAUUCUAGUUAUGAAGCACAUUGUCAUGGAGCCAAAUCAUUUUUCCCUUGUCAAAUAGGAAUAUCUAUUGCAAAGAAAAAGGAUAUAGUUGAAGAUUUAUAUGAGACUGAUGAAGAUAAUAAUAAAAUAAAAAAAAAAAAAGGUAGUGUAUAUACAAGAAAGGUUAUAUAUGAAAAUGAAAAUAUGAAUAAAAUUUGUAAUAUAGAGAAAAAAAAACAAGAAUGGCAUAUAUCACCAUAUUGUAUUUAUGUAUUUCCUAAGGAAAAUAAAUAUUUCAGUGUAUCAACAAGUACACUUAGCUUUUUAAAAGAAAAUAAUUUUGAUUUUAAUGAAUGGAUAUUUAAUGGAGUCGGAUAUUUAAGACCAAAUGAAGAAGAGGAGAAAAAAAAAAAUAUACUAGAAAAAAUUAAUGAAUUAAAUAAUCUUCUAAGUAAAUGUGACACCAACAAAAAAAAUAUCAUACCAGGAGAAAAAAUACAUAUUGAUAAAAUUAUACAAGAAAUUGAGAAUUAUAAAAUUGUGGAUGAAGAAGAUAAAGAAGCAAUUAUAUGCAUAAUCAAAAAAAUAGGGAAAUGGAUCAGUAAUACUAAUAGUGAUAAUAAUUAUUGUAAUCAUGAAAAGGAUGAGAACAAAUUAAAUGUGAACAAAGAUAUAAAUAUAAAUUAUAUAAAUAAUAAAGACAAAUCUAAUGGUAAUGAUAUUCAUAUUAAUAUUAAUAUACCUAUCACCAACACUGAUAACAAUAAUAAUUAUAGUAUUACUAAUAGUAUUGUUAAAGAAAAAACAUUUUCAAGUUUAAAUAAUAAUUUUAUUCAAAAACAAAAAAAUGAAUUAACAAAUAAUAAUGUUUAUAAUAUAAAACAAACAUUUUCAUCAAUUAAUAGUAAGAUAAAGAAUAUAACAAACAAUAAUAUAACUAAUGAAAAGGUUUAUGAUAAUACUGAAAAGAUAUUUAUUAAGUCAACUAAUGAAAAUGAUAAUGAAUGUUAUAAUGAUAUAGACAAUAAUAAUACCAUAAUAAAUACACAAUAUGAUAUAAAUAAUAUGGAUGAUAUAUCAAAUUAUCCACUAUAUUUAGAAAUAGAAAAUCCAUAUUUACGUUUACUAGCACAUACAUUAAUAACAAAAUAUUUUGAUUCAAUAUUUUGUAUAUCUGUUAAAGUUAAUGACAAAAAACAUUUAGCAGUGUAUCGGACUGAAAAGGAUUCAUAUAAAGAGCAAAUAAGAAACCUUGAACAAGAAAUAGAAAAAAUAAAUCAAAUUAUAGGUGUAAGAUUAUUAUUUGAUGAAAUUAUAAAAAAUAAAAAAAUAAUUAUUGGACAUAAUUGUUUUUAUGAUAUUUUACAUAUAUAUCAAACAUUUUAUCAUGAUUUACCUAAAUCAAUAAAUGUAUUUAAAAAAAAGUGGACAGAAUUAUUUCCUCAUACAUUUGAUACCAAAUAUAUGAAUGAAACAAAUGAAUAUUUAUAUGCUUUAAAUGGACCAGCAACAUUAAAAGGUUUAUGUGAAUAUAUGGCAUCCUUAAUUUCAUCAAGUAAUGAUUUCGAUUUCUUUUUUAAUUUUAUGAAUGACCCAACUGAUUUGCCACAGUGUUUUAUUCCAUUUAUAAAUCCAAAGAGGAUGAAUAAAAAUAAUAUAAUUCACACUGUUACAGAUCAAAAAAAUAAUAUGCUCUCUCCAAAUGAUGGUAAUAAUAUAAAAAAUAAUAAAAUACAAGAAGAAUCAUUAUUAUAUGGGGAAAAAGAUGAUAAUAUUAUAACAAAUAUAAGUAUACAAUUAAAUUCAGAAAAAAAUACAUUAACAAAUAAUAAUAAUAAUAAUAAUAAUAAUAAUAAUAAUAAUAAUGAUUAUAAUAAUAAUGAUUAUGAUGAAAAUAAUAUAAUAUCUGUUAAUAAUACCAAUGACAAACAUAUACUAAACAGUGAUGAGCAUAAUGCUGGUUAUGAUAGCUUAUUAACUUGCUUACUUUUCAUAUUUCAAUGUCAUUAUAUUUUAAAAAAAAAUAAUCUCAUGUGGAAAGAUAUAUACUUUUCCGAAAAUGAUAAAGCAAAUAAUAUGAAUAGUAAAUAUUUUUUUGAUAUAUUUUUAAAUAUGUCUAAUAAAAUAAAAAUUGUAAAAACUCAACCAAAUGUUAUUUCUCUAUGUAGCGCAGAAAAUUAUGAAAUGGCUAGACAUUUUUAUAUGUAUGAUUAUCCACGUUAUUUUAAAAAAUGGGAAAUUAUGAAAAUAUGGUCCCCAAUAUGGAUUACACUAAGUAAAGUUGAUGAUCAGUCAUGUUGGAUAAUAGCUAAAAGUGAUGAUGAUGCAAAAAACAUUAAAAUGAUAUAUAAAAUGUUACAAAACCCACAAUUUAAAUUGUGUACUUAUGAAGAAUAUAUGCAUAAAUUUAAAUCGAAUUGA